This is a messenger RNA of Linum trigynum, 1780 nucleotides long. Lineage: Eukaryota; Viridiplantae; Streptophyta; Magnoliopsida; Malpighiales; Linaceae. The record is from the annotation of a GenBank genome assembly.
AUUCUCCAUUUCCCAGCCUCAUGCUCUCGUACUUCUCCUCCCAUCUUUUCAUUUCUCACAAAGCAAAAGCAGUUCACUACCCACAGCAAACUCUUGUUUCACUAUCCCUAAAGUAAAUUCUCAUUUUACCUUUAGUAAAAAUGGCGAGUUUACCUUCAUCAUUACGAGAUAAUCAACAUUUAAUGAUUAUACCGCCUUCCACUGUUGUGGUGGCAAGAGGAUCGGAUGCCAGUGGGUCUCGAAAUAUAGCACCUAACCCACUGGGUUUUAAUGUCUGCCCUUGGGAGGUGAUGUAUCCUCUUGGUCGAGUGCCUCCGGAGUACCCAGUAGGUGGCCUGGGACGUGGUUUUACACAAAGUGAAAAAAGGUUACGAGAACUGUUGGUUUCGUAUGGUAUGCCUCAUCACUGGAGUUAUGCCAUACCCAACAGACUUGUUUCGGCUCAUGAUCGGCUUCUCCGGGAGAGACCCAUUGAUAUAAGUACUCCUGGGGCUCGAGCAAGCUUGUUUCUUGCUGUUUAUGGUAAAGAUUACUCGCACUUUCAGAGGUGUAUGAGGAAUAGAGAAGUGCCAGCAGUGCCUCACUCGUAUGUCGGGGUGCCAAUUCGUGAGAGACCAGAUAAUCCCUCGCGUGGACGGUCGAGAGUUCGUCAUGACCAGUUGAAGAGAACUCGUUCCUGGGUGAGAGGAUCAGGAGAUUCCCCUACUGGGAAGGGUCGCUCUGAGGGGAGAGCCAGAGAUGCUAAAGGAAAAACCCCAGUGGGCGGUAGGGGAACCCUGAAGCAUCAGGGGGAGUCUUCAAGAGCCAACAAAGGUGGAAUUUUGGCUGGUGGUGUCAUAACGUAUGACAGUUUGUGCGAUGCGGGGAAACACUAUCCCGUUUUGGAAGAUGUAGCCACAGGAUCAACUUUUGCUUCUUCUGUUUCAAAGCUGGCAAGGUACGCUGUUGCCAUGGAGUGUCGCCUAGCUAUGGCAGAGCUUCGGGUUACUGAGGCUCGAGAGGAGGCAACUCGUUCUUUGGAAGAAAUGAGAAUCCAAAUGAAGACAAGAGAGGAGCAAUUUUCUUCCAAAUCUUGUGAAUGGAAUGCAGACAUGGUGGAGGCUCAACAACGUGUUGAGGUAGCCACACAGGAGCUGCGUACCUCAGAAGCAGCCGAGGCUGGCCUUCGCGAAAAAGUUGAGCAGCUUCACGCCAGUAUGCGUGAGGAGAGGCUAAUCAGGAGGUCUUUACGGUCGGAGAAUACUGGUUUACACUCAGAAAACACCACCCUUCGAUCAGAGAAUAAUACUCUACGUCAUCAGUUACAGAUGGCGGUUUCGGGAGUGAUGGAAAAUAUCCAUUGCCUGGCCAGAAGGGCAAUUUAUUGUAUGUAUCCUGCAAGAGAUAUUGAUGACACCCGCCUUCGUCAAGUGGUGGAAGAAUGUGCGACUACUUUGGAACCUGAGGAGGUGACAUCCCAAAAUAUGAAUGUCGUGGAGGAAUGCGCUGGUGCUCCUCAGUCUGGGGAAGCAGCAAGCCAAAUUUCGAAUUUGGAGAUUGAGUUCCAUCGCAUCUCGCCACUUUUAGAUGCUGUUUCUGAAGCAAGUCCAAUGGUUGGCACCCCAGUGCAUUCAGACUUUAAUAUCUCGACGGCAAUGUUGUUGGCUGCAACCGAGUUACUCGGCCCAGAGUUUUUUGAGAACUAAAGUUUAUGAAAUUCCCACUUGAAAUAACAUUGUAAAAUAUUAUGUAAGAUACUCGGUCAUGUGUAUAGCUUAGCUUAUAAACACCUGUAGUAGGU